Messenger RNA from Pantherophis guttatus, 2087 nucleotides. RefSeq names its product allograft inflammatory factor 1 like (gene AIF1L). Gene Ontology annotation, cellular component: actin filament; ruffle membrane. NCBI's taxonomy places the organism in Eukaryota, Metazoa, Chordata, Lepidosauria, Squamata, Colubridae. Gene Ontology annotation, molecular function: actin filament binding; calcium ion binding. The record is from RefSeq and is a predicted model, not a curated record. Gene Ontology annotation, biological process: actin filament bundle assembly; ruffle assembly.
UCCUCCCCCAAUCCCAGCAGAGGGACCCGCCACUCAACCCGGCUUGUGAAUGGCUUCAUUGAAGAGAAAUGGGCUGGCUUAGGUGCACAAAAGUACGACUCCCUCUCGGCUUGGCGGUGGUGGAGAAAAAAAAAAACCCAGCAGAGCAAAGGGCUAGGGGAGAGCGUCCAGCCCGUUCCCCCCACCACCCUCCAGAACCGGCCACCAGCAUCCCACCAUGUCUGUGAUGCUCAACAAUGCCCACCAAGGGGGAAAAGCGUUCCGUUUGCUGAAAGCUGAACAAGAAGGGAGGUUAGAGGAAAUCAACAAAGAGUUUCUCUGCGACCCAAAAUUUAGCGAUGAAGAGGACCUGGAAGAAAAGCUUGCGGUUUUUAAAGAAAAAUACAUGGAGUUCGACCUGAAUAAUCACGGCGAGAUCGAUCUCAUGUCUGUGAAAAGAAUGAUGGAGAAACUGGGGACGCCCAAGACCCACCUGGAGCUGAAGAAAAUGAUCUCCGAAGUCACCGGAGGGAUCAGCGAAACCAUCUCGUACCAGGAUUUUGUGACCAUGAUGCUGGGCAAGAGGUCAGCCGUCCUCAAGCUGGUGAUGAUGUUUGAAGGCAAGAGUCAAGAAAGCACCCCCAAAUUUUCAGGUCCUCCUCCGGAAAGAGACCUCUCGAGCCUUCCUUAAAGGGAGAGGAGAAUACGGAACAUUUUCCACCUCUGACGGCAGCAAGAUCUCUGCUCCGUUGCUUUUAAACCAGCCCGUUUUAUAAGACUCCAUCUGAAGGAAUGGCAAGGAAAAGUCCACCAGACUUCAAGCCAGAGGACUAUCUUCUAGUCACCCCUAAUUUUUAUUCUCAACUACAACCCGAAUAACAGGCCCCAUGGUUCUCCAGAACAGAAGAAAACUCUAAAUGCAACAUCCAGAUUUCACGGGGUGUUCGCGGGAGAUGAACGCUCUCCGAAGGCCCCCCCCCCGCUUUUCUCCCAAACCUGAAAUUAUUCAGAUUUACUUCUGUUCCAAACACAAAACUACUUUUCUGAAAAUGGCUUUUCAGUGUGCAGCUGGAAGAAAAACCAACCCCUUUGGUCCAAGGGGCGGGGAAAAAAAAUUCAGAUGGUUGUUGGGUCAUAUCUUUUAAGGAGCAUAAACCAGAAUUUUUUGCAUCAGGCAAGUGUGUUAUUUUUUUUCCAAACGGCGAUGAAGCAAAGGAAAAAGGGAAAACCAGAGGCAUUUUAGCCUGACUUUCAGAAUCAAUCCUAAACCGGAUUGAGUGACAUCGUGGUUAGUUCUGGAGCUCGGGGGGUCGACACAUGGGGGGGGGAAAUCGCUCCUGUUUUUGCAAAACCACCCCAAAACUUCUAAGUGUCUUUCUCAGAGUCGCUUUCCUGAUUUCUGAGAUUUUUUUUUCCCUUCUGUCAUCCUGUAAAAUGCGUAAAAAAUGUUUUUUCUCGAUGAUUUUCUAAUCUUGGUUUCUUUGUUCAAGCCAACUUCCUUGAUCAGGUCAAUGUGUACCUUCCCCUUCUUGAUACAGGUAAUCCUCGGCUUAACAACCAUUCAUUUAGUGACCGUUUAAAAGCUACAAUGGCACGGGAAAAAGCUAGUCUUCUUCACCCUUAACGACUUGUCAUAGCAAUCCCACGAUUGUGUGAUCGAAAUCCUGGCGCUGGGAAACUGGCAUGUACUUAUGACGGUUUCAGCAUUCCCGGGGGUGUGUGUCACGUGAUCUUUCUUUGCGGCCUUCGCAGCGGGCUUCCAACAAGCAAAGUCAAUGGGGGGAGGGGGAAGCAAUUUAACGACCAAGCAACUCACUUAACAACCACAGCGAUGUAAGGUCGUAAAAUCAGACGUGGCUCACUCAACAAGCAUCUGGAUGAAAAUUCUGAUUUCGAUUGUGGUUGUAAGUCGAGGACUACCUGUAUGUGAGGUCCAUUUGACUGUGGAGUUGGAUUUAAUCCUUUUAAGGGGUUCUUUUUCUUUUAGUAGCUGAGUUCACCCAGGGCCGAGUCUCCGUUGAGUUGAAUUCAACUCCUGAUGAGUAACUGGACACGCGUCGAGUUUCUUUCGGUUUCUUACAAAAUAAUACAAAAUAAUUUGCUGUUUA